Molecule: messenger RNA, 387 nt
Organism: Colletotrichum spaethianum
Lineage: Eukaryota; Fungi; Ascomycota; Sordariomycetes; Glomerellales; Glomerellaceae
Product: ATP synthase subunit f, mitochondrial
Exons: 3
Coding region: 1-387 (128 amino acids)
Biological process (GO): proton motive force-driven ATP synthesis
Source: RefSeq, a predicted model, not a curated record
AUGGAUGGAUGCGACGCCACUGCGAAGAUUGCACCGCAAAUCGGAGCUUGGGCGCGGAACACGGAGAACGAAGAAAACCGGACGGAGCUGCUCGGAGCUAUGGGAAAAUCAACAUGGGCUAACAAACGAACCUCUUUCCAGGCCCUUGGUGCGGACCCCAACGCUGUUCGCAUGCAGCGCGUCGUCAACUUCUACGAGAAGCUUCCCCGUGGCCCGGCUCCCGAGGCCAAGGCCACUGGCAUUCUCGGUCGUUACGCCGCUAAGCACUUCAGCGGCAAGAACGCCUCGGCGAAGCCCAUCGUCCACGCCAUUGGCCUUCUUCUCGUCAUCGGCUACGCCCAGAACUACUACUUCCACCUCCGCCACCACAAGAACAAUGCUCACUAA